AAUUCACUUUGAUAAAACUUUAUCUCUCUCUCUCUCUCUCUCUCUCUCUCUCUCUCUUCUUCUGAUAUUUUUCUUUUUCUUGUUUUGGGUUUAGGCCUGAACCAGAGGACGAUAUAGUAGUAACAAAAGAAGCAAUCAAGCAAGCUAUCACGGCUCUUCGAAAACGGCAUUUAGUCGAAGAAGCCGCUCAUGCUCCAGCUUUCCUCGCUCUUGCUAGGCCGAUUCUUUCUCAGACAUUGGAUAUCUUGAUUGACCUCGUUGAUAUGUGGCACCGAAGGGCUCAGAAUGGAAAACGAAAGCUGAAAAUCUUGAAUUGGAACUUCAGCAAUGUUAUAAAGCUCAAGCUCGAUUGUCAGAGCAGCUUGUGGUCGAAGUUGCUGAAUCCAGGGAGUCGAAAACAUUGGUACAGGAGAAAGAAGCCCUUAUCACUGAUCUAGAAAAUGAGCUUGCACAAUCGAGGGAGGAAUGUUCUCGUUUAAACGCACUCUUAGCAGAAAAGACUGAAGCUCUAGAACUUAUCAUGACUGAGCACAAUGAUCUGAAAAUACAACUUGAAGCAGCAACUGUUAGAGCUGAUGAUCUUGAAGCAGAAAACAAGACGUUAAUUGAUCGAUGGAUGCUGCAGAAGAUGCAGGAAGCUGAACACCUGAAUGAGGCAGAUGCCACGUUUGAAGAUAUGAUGAACAAAAUGAAGGCUAGCAGUAUCGAACAGCUGGCUCGACGACAAGUAGAUGGUGUGGUCCGCCUGAGAGAGGAGGAUGAGUACUGCAUGGAAUCAACUGUUCCCAGCAUAUGCAAGCGACAGAUCUCUGCACAUGACGGUGGCUGUGAUGUUAUAGUGUUUGAGCAUAACUCCACCAAAUUGAUUAGCGGAGGGCAGGACCGAGUAGUAAACAUGUGGGACACAACUACCGGGGCAUUGGUGCGCACCUUUCAUGGCUGUGUGGGCUCUGUUAUUGAUCUUUCUAUCACCCAUGAUAACAGAACCAUCAUUGCUGCCAGUGUUUCCAACAACUUAGUUGCCUGGGAUGUAAAUUCGGGCCGAGCACGCCAUACUCUCACGGGCCAUGUAGAGAAAGUAUGUGCUGUAGAUGUUAGUAAAGUUUCAAGCCACCAUGUUGUUAGCUCAGCUUAUGAUCGUACCAUAAAAGUUUGGGAUCUGCACACUGGUUAUUGUAUGAAAACACUUCUCUUCCACAGCAAUUGCAAUGCACUUUCUUUUAGCACGGACGGUCAAGCCAUUUUCUCAGGUCAUGUAGAUGGAUGUCUUCGGCUGUGGGAUAUCCAAACUGGUAAACUUCUGAGUGAAGUUGCAGCACAUUCACUUGCUGUUACAUCAUUAUCUCUAUCCCAUAAUGGCAAUCUAAUAUUGACGAGUGGGAGAGACAACAUGCACAAUUUAUUUGACAUGCGGAGUCUAGAAAUCUGUGGCACGUUUAGAGCGAAUGGCAGUAGAGUUGCUUCUAACUGGAGCCGAUCCUGUCUCAGUUCAGAUGACAAUUACAUUGCUGCUGGAUCGGCAGAUGGAUCUGUUCUUAUUUGGUCAACAUCAAAUGGUAGUGUAGUAAGCACUCUAAAGAAGCACAAAGGUUCAGUUGUCUGUUGUACAUGGAGUGGCUUUGGAAAACCACUAGCUACAUCUGACAAGAAUGGUUCUAUUUGCAUAUGGGCAUGAUAGGAUAAGGACAUUUUAAUGUGCAUAUGGUAGGCCUUUUCAUACUGGUUUACUACUUGAUGCGUUUUAUAUCAGCAUCCAGUCCAUGUAAAUUUCAACGAGAGAGAAAUUUUCUCACUUCCUAAGUAGAAUUGAGAGACUUCUGCUGGAGGUACAAUUUUGUUGACUGACUCCUGAUUUGAUAUUUAUCUUGUGAAAAGUUCAUUUUGUGCAUAAAA
Messenger RNA from Coffea arabica (coffee), 1893 nucleotides. The record is from RefSeq and is a predicted model, not a curated record. NCBI's taxonomy places the organism in Eukaryota, Viridiplantae, Streptophyta, Magnoliopsida, Gentianales, Rubiaceae.